Molecule: messenger RNA, 6069 nt
Organism: Prosopis cineraria
Lineage: Eukaryota; Viridiplantae; Streptophyta; Magnoliopsida; Fabales; Fabaceae
Exons: 2
Coding region: 1184-4486 (1100 amino acids)
Source: RefSeq, a predicted model, not a curated record
AUGGUUUUUAUUGAUUUGGAAAAAGCUUAUGACCGUAUACCAAGAGAAGUGCUUUGGAAAGCGUUGGAAAAAAAGGGAGUACGGAUUGCUUAUAUUAAAGCCAUACAAGAUAUGUAUGAGGGGGUAAAAACUAGUAUAAGAACGCCUAGUGGUCAAACAAAGGAUUUUCCUAUAAAGAUUGGACUACAUCAGGGAUCAUCUCUGAGUCCUUAUUUGUUCAACUUGAUUUUAAAUGUUUUGACGGAACAUAUUCAAGAGGAAAUCCCGAAAUGUAUGCUCUUCGCGGAUGAUAUAGUUCUUAUAGCAGAGACAAGAGAAGAGGUUAAUUGCAAACUUGAGUUAUGGAGGAGGACAUUGGAGUCGAAAGGUUUUCGUCUGAGUAGAAGUAAGACGGAAUAUUUAUAUUGUAAAUUUGGUAAAGGACUAUUCGAAAAUAAUUUGGAAGUGAAAUUGGGAGAUCAAAUUAUACCUCAAGUGGAAAAAUUUAGAUAUUUGGGAGCCAUUAUUCAAAAUGAUGGCGAAAUCAGUGGAGAUAUUUUACAUAGAAUUCAAGCUGGGUGGUUUAAUUGGAGAAAAGCUAAAGGAGUUAUUUGUGACCGUAAGGUGCCUAAUAAACUUAAAGGAAAGUUUUAUCGUACUGCUAUCAGACCGGCAAUGUUAUAUAGUAGUGAAUGCUGGGCUCUAACGGGACAGCAAGAGCAUAAAGUUGGAGUAGCAGAGAUGAGAAUGUUACGAUGGAUGUGCGGACAUACACGUAAAGAUAAAAUUCGAAAUGAGCACAUACGUGAAAAAGUGAGGGUGGCACCUAUUGAGGAAAAAAUGGUAGAAAAUCGGUUGAGAUGGUUUGGGCAUGUACAAAGAAGACCAAGGGAGGCACCAGUGAGAAGAGUGGAACAUAUAACUUUGAGUCCGAUUAAGAGAGGUAGAGGAAGGCCUAAGAGAACACUCUUGGAAGUUGUUGAACGUGAUCUCUUAAUUAAUAAUAUUUCUAAAAGCUUAAUAAAUGAUAGAGCACAAUGGCGUCUUGCAAUUCAUGUAGCUGACCCCACCUAGUGGGAUAAAGGCUUGUUGUUGUUGUUGUUGUUGUUGUUGUAAUUAGGAUAUAAUUGAUUAGUUAGUUAAUAUAGCCGUUGGGAAAAGCUUGGGAAGGGACGUCUAUAUAUAGGCUGAUAAUUGUAUUUUGAUGUUUUAUGAACGGAAGACGUAUUAUUCAGUGCAAUCUCUAUUUCUCAAUCUCUCUCAACUUCUCCUCUUUAAUCUCUCUUCUUUCCUGCUCUCUCUAUCUUCCUGUUCUUCUCUCAGUCUCAGUCAUUCCCGCUCCCUCCCUCAACUUUCUAUCUUUCCAAAUUAUUCUUACCUAUCAGUGGUAUCAGAGCCAGGCGCUCCUCAGCCCCCUCUUCUAUAUCUCCAAUUACGGUUCAUGGUCAAGACGCGUAGCAGACACCAACAAAGCCGACCAGAGAUGGAAGAUUUCAUGGUCAAGAUCGAAGAAAACAAUGGAAAGAUUGAUGCUUUGACCGAAUUGGUUGAUGGGCUUUCCCAACAGUUUCAGUCUUUGGUAAGGGACCGAGAGGCUGAAAGAGAAGGCCACCACCGAAAUGGACAGAUUGCUGAACGCCAUCAUGAGCAUGAGGAUUAUAAACGCAGAGAGGGGUAUGAACGAAGAGAAUACCGGAGGCCCAUGCAGUUCACGAAGAUGGAGUUCCCAAAGUUUACUCGGGAAGACGUUCUCGGGUGGAUUUUGAAAUGUGAGCGAUAUUUCGAGCUUGACGAGACGCCAGAAGAAACCAAGAUCAAGAUGGCAAGCAUGCAUCUUGACCCAAGAGCCUUCCAAUGGCAUCAAGCUUAUGAGAAAUCAUGCGAAGGAAUUUGGCCGACGUGGGAAGAAUAUAUAGAAGAAGUGAAAGAUCGUUUCGGACCUGUUCAUGAGACGCCCAUGAGCGAUUUAGCUCGUUUGAAGCGACGAGGAGUUUUGGCUGAGUAUCACGAUGAGUUUGAUAUGCUUGCGUGUAAGCUGCGACUGCCAGAAGAGUAUUUGGUGGACAUGUACCUCUCGGGUCUUCGAGAGGAAUAUGAGGGUCCAGUCCACCUUUUCAAACCUCGGACCCUAAGGGAGGCUCGAAAACUCGUGAGAAUGCAAGAAAUCAUAUUCCAGAGACAGACCGAGAAGAAAAGCCAGAAUAAAAGGGGAGGAUACGUGGCCACCUCAAUUUCGGCCACCCAACCCUCAGCACCAGCCACACAAACCUUCCAGUCAAACACGUGGGGUUCAUAUAAAAAAGCACUAAUGGGUAAUGGGGCCCAUACCAAAGCCAAGACACCCUCUUUACCUCAGAAAAGUGUCUCGGUCAAUCAAAAAUUAGUCAACACUGUCCCGAAAAUCCUUUCGGCGGAUGAAGAAGCUGAACACAGAAGAAAAAACUUGUGCUUCUACUGUCAUGAAAAUUUUUCACGGGAUCAUAGAUGCCCACAAAGGCAGAGAUUACAGCUUCAUUUUAUUGAGGUUAAUGAUGUCCCAGAAGAAGUUACUCAGUCGGAAGAAGAGGGUGAGGUUGAAGGGGAAGACACCCAACCUUUUAUCUCACUACACGCUAUGGAAGGAGUUGAUGAUGGCUCUUCAAUGAGGCUCAUAGGGUAUUUUGGCAAGAGAAAGCUUCAUAUUCUAAUUGACAGUGGCAGCACCCAUGACUUUUUGGACUUUAAUGUGGCAAAAAGACUCGGGUGGCAAGCUGAUGGAACGAAGGAGGAAUGGGUAGAGGUGGCUGGAGGAAGAAGACUGAAGGUGCAUGGAAUUUGGGAGGGGUUCAAAUGGAGAAUGCAGGGCUUAGAAUUUUCUUUUGAUUUUAGAAUUCUUGAAUUACAUACCUAUGAUCUAAUAUUGGGGCUGAAAUGGCUCAAAAGUAUUAAAAAUGCUUUCUGGGAUUAUGAAUCUCUAACCAUGUUUUUUUGGCUUGAAGGAAAAAUGUGUAAGCUUCAAGCUAUGCCUUCCAAUACCCUACGAGUAGUGCAACCAAAGAGAGUGGAAAUUAAGGAUUUUUCUACUAACCAAGUAUUUUUACUGCAAUUAAUUCCCAAGGGGCGUGAGAAGGUGGAAAUCUUCUCAGUACAGACCUGUACGGAAAUCCCAGAGGCGAUUAAUUCCACACUGCAAGGGUUCCCUAACCUCUUUGAAGCACCCAAGGGGUUGCCACCGUUUCAUGAGGGACAUGAUCACUCUAUUGUUCUUCAAGAAGGUACCAAUCCCGUAAACUUAAAGCCCUACAGAUAUCCCUCCGCCCAAAAGGAUGUUAUUGAAGGGUUAGUCAAGGAAUUACUACACACGGGGGUAAUACAAGAGAGUUCCAGCCCAUUUUCUGCUCCAAUUGUCUUAGUCAAAAAGAAGGAUGGUAUUUGGAGGAUGUGUAUAGAUUAUAGGGAAUUAAAUAAAAAGACAGUGAAAAACCAAUAUCCUAUUCCCUUAGUGGAAGACCUCUUUGAUGAGUUAAGUGUUGCAAAAUGGUUUACAAAAUUGGACUUGAGGGCUGGUUAUCAUCAAAUCCGAAUGGUGCCUCAAGAUGUUUCAAAGACUGCUUUUAAGACACACAGUGGACAUUAUGAAUGGUUAGUUACGCCAUUCGGUCUAACGAAUGCACCAGCAACUUUCCAAGGGGCUAUGAAUAGUAUAUUCCGUCCUUAUUUGAGGAAGUUUGUGUUAGUUUUUUUUGAUGAUAUAUUGAUCUAUAGCUCUAAUCUUAAUGAUCAUGUGCAGCACCUCAAGGAAGUGUUUUCUAUUUUGAGACAGCAUCAGUUCUUUAUUAAAAAGAGCAAAUGUUCUUUUGCAGCAAGUGAAGUUGAGUAUUUGGGACAUUUAAUUGGUGGGGGGCAAGUCAGAACAGAUCCCAAGAAAGUGCAAGCAGUGGCUGAAUGGCCUGAACCCACAAAUAUCAAGCAAUUAAGGGCUUUCUUGGGGCUGGCUGGAUACUAUAGAAGGUUUGUCAAGAGCUAUGGGAUUCUAGCUAAGCCACUAACUCUUCUUCUUAAGAAGAAUGGAUUUGAGUGGUCAAGGGUAGCUGCUGCAGCUUUUACUAAACUCAAGGAAGUCCUUAUUUCUGCACCUGUACUCACUCUUCCAGAUUUCUCGAAACAAUUUGUAGUUGAAACUGAUGCUUGUGGAGUAGGGGUAGGGGCUGUUCUAAUGCAAUCCGGUCAACCAAUUGCUUACUUUAGCAAGGGUUUGGCUGAAAGGCAUCAAAAACUCUCGAUAUAUGAAGAGGAAUUGAUGGCGGUGGUCUUGGCUGUGCUUCAUUGGCAUCAAUAUUUGGAAAGGAAAAGAUUUAUAAUAAGGUCUGAUCAGCAAAGCCUAAAAUAUCUGCUAGGGCAGAAGUUAAAAAUCAGUUUUCAGAUGUUUUGGGUUGCUAAAUUAGCUGGUUUUGACUAUGAGAUUCAGUACAAAAAAGGGAAUGAAAAUUCUGUUGCAGAUGCUCUCUCAAGAAUACUGAAACAGUAAAUUAUGCAGAUGAUUUUAGACACAUCAUCACCAGAGUUGCUUGAGAAGAUAAAGGAAAGUUGGAAUGUGGAUGCUGUUAUUUCAGAAAUCCGGAAGAAAACGUAAGAGAAUGAGGGAAUCUAAGGUCAUUUUUCUUAGGAUGGGAGCUUAUUAAGAAGAAAAGGGAAGCUGGUAAUAGGGUCUCAUCGUCCUUUGAGGCAACAAAUAUUGGAAUGGCUCCAUGCAAGCCCACCAGGUGGUCAUUCAGGAAUUCAGGCUACAUAUCAGAGGGUUAAGUCCUUAUUUUGGUGGAAAAAAAUGAUAAUUGACAUUUCUGAUUUUAUUAAACAAUGUGAUACAUGUGCUAGGUGUAAAUAUGAGACUGUUGCUGCCCCUGGACUAUUACAGCCUUUGCCUAUUCCUAGUAAGGUAUGGGAGAGUAUCACUAUGGAUUUUAUUGAAGGGCUCCCUAAAUCCUUUGGCAAGGACACUAUUUGGGUAGUAAUUGACCGUAUGAGUAUGCACACACACUUUGUACCACUCACUCAUCCCUUUUCAGCUUCCAUAUUAGCUCAAAUUUUUAUGGAUCAAGUUUAUAAAUUACAUGGGGCACCAUCUGAAAUUAUUAGUGACCAUGACCCUUUAUUUGUUAGCGGCUUUUGGAAAAAGUUUUUGCAGGUUUUGGGAGUAAAGCAACUUCUUUCCACUGCGUAUCACCCUCAAACAGAUGGGCAGUCUGAAGUGCUUAAUCGUUGCUUGGAAACCUACCUUCGGUGUAUGUGUUGGGAACAGCCCAAGCAGUGGAGUAAGUGGCUGUCACAGGCAGAAUGGUGGUAUAAUACCACUUUUCACACAGCAACUAAGGCUACUCCCUAUGAACUUCUAUAUGGUCGUUUACAGCAAGGGAAGAGAUGAUAGCUGUUCUCAAACAUCAUCUCCAUCGUGCUGCGAAUAUGAUGAAGCAAAGGGCAGACUCACACAGAUCUAAUCGGGAAUUUGCAGUGGGGCAAUGGGUUUUCUUAAAGUUACAACCCUAUAGACAGCUUUCUGCAGUUUCUAGGAGUAACCAAAAAUUAGCUCCUAGGUAUUUUGGUCCUUACAAGGUGAUUCAAAGAGUUGGAGCAGUGGCGUACAAGUUAGAACUACCACCUGAUUCUAGAAUACAUGCAACCUUUCAUGUAUCCCUAUUGAAGCUAUGUCCUGAUCCUAAAGUCAAGCAGAGGCAUCCACCUCUUGACUGGCUUGAAAUACCUCCUGUUUUAGAACCCGAAUGCAUUUUGCAGAAAAGAGUUGGCCGGAAAAAGAGGAGGAUAAUUACUGAAAUUUUAGUCAAGUGGAAGCAAUUACCUGAGGAAGAAGCAUCCUGGACAGCUUUGCAUCAGUUUCAGCAGCAAUUUCCUCAAUUUGUUGUUACUGAUCCUUGAGGGCAAAGAUCUCUUUGGGGGGGUAUUGUUAUAAAUUUGUAAUUAGGAUAUAAUUGAUUAGUUAGUUAAUAUAGCCGUUGGGAAAAGCUUGGGAAGGGACGUCUAUAUAUAGGCUGAUAAUUGUAUUUUGAUGUUUUAUGAACGGAAGACGUAUUAUUCAGUGCAAUCUCUAUUUCUCAA